Apis dorsata (giant honeybee) is the source of this 367-nucleotide messenger RNA. Its product is annotated as cuticle protein 6-like. The record is from RefSeq and is a predicted model, not a curated record. The transcript has 2 exons. Gene Ontology annotation, cellular component: chitin-based extracellular matrix. Gene Ontology annotation, molecular function: structural constituent of chitin-based larval cuticle. Bases 51 to 353 code for a protein of 100 amino acids. Lineage: Eukaryota; Metazoa; Arthropoda; Insecta; Hymenoptera; Apidae.
AUAGCACGGUGAUAUAAUUCUACUUCAAUUUUACAAUUACUAUAAUAAUUAUGUUUUUGUGGAUAUUAAACUAUUUGAAUUUAUUAACGGUACUUAUUUUAUGCUUAUCAACCAGUGGAUUACAAACAGAAAAAAGUGAUUGGAAUUUUGAUCCAAAUACACAAUAUCACAUUCAAACAGAUGAAGGACCUGAAAGAUAUUUUCGUUUUCAAACAUUAAAUGGACAAUAUAGAAAAGAAAAAAGAUUAGUUGAUGGAACAGUUAUUGGUACAGAAGGAUGGUUAGAUCCUCUUGGAUAUUUACGACUUAAAGACUAUAUAGCAGAUAACAACGGAUUUCGAAUUUUAAGGUAAAUAUAUAAUAUAUA